AUGGAGCGGGUGUUAAUUGUGGUCCCCGGGCUGUACGGCCUCGUUGCCGCGAAAACAUAUUUGCAGGUGAGAGGUGUGUACGACCAAAGUAGAAUACCGGACGACGAUGCCGAAAUCAUGAGCGAAAUCCCAACUGGUUUUUUGAUUUCCAAUCCAGCACAACAGACGAAUCCCGAUCCUUCGUGUUCUUUACUGGUGGUGGACUCUGCAUCGGAUAUCGGGGGCACCUGGGGGGAGGAGCGACUAUACCCAAAUCUUGUGAGCCAGAACACCUACGGGCUUUAUGAGUACAGUGAUCUUCCACUCGCCGAGGUAGUUCCCCCGGAGCAGGAUCACAUGGGGGCGCAUUUUAUUGCAGGAUGGAAGAUUAACCGGUACCUUCACGUCUGGGCCGACAAAUGGGAUCUGAAAAAGCACAUCCGUCUAGGAUGGCAAGUCGACACUAUCAGGCGCCUGGACAACAAGAUAUGGCAACUCAACAUUCGUAUCAUGUCCGGUGCCCAUCGGGAUAUCACUAUAUUUUGCGACAAACUAAUACUAGCCACCGGGCUAACUUCGGUUCCGAAUCUUCCACAGCUGGCAGUUUCCCCCGAGGUUGGAAAGUCAGGCCCAGUGAUCCAUGCAAAACACAUUGGAGACUGGGCACACGACAAUCUAGGAUAUCAGUCCCUGCCGGACGUCGAGAUACUGGAACGAGAAACAGCGAACCCCAAAUUGAAAAACCCUCGCCUGCGCUCCGUCGUUAUAUAUGGUGGGGCAAAGUCCUCAUUCGAUUUGGUGCAUUUCUUCGCCAAGUUACAUCAACAAGAUCGGAAGUUGCACCUAAAAGUUUCAGCCAAGGAUCCCAUCAAUGUCCACUGGAUCAUUCGCAACAGAGGUGCGGGCCCAUCAUGGAUGGCGCCGCCAACUUCAACUUUGCCGAAUGGGGAGAUAGUCGCCAGUGACAAAGCCGCCAGCACUCGGUUCAUACACUAUCUGGACCCAUGUUCAUAUGAGAUGCCUAAGCGUGCUGUUCUGCGAAAAUCAACGGGAAGAUGGUUCUGGGACUUUCACCUCGAAGGCUCUUGGAGGGCAAGAUUUUUUCAUGGGAAUCCACUUGGUCGCCGGUUUUUACAACAGUUUUGGCAGUCGCUCGAUCAGAAUUUGGAAGGAAUUGCGCAGUAUGAUGCCAACCCAAAGAUGCGGUUACUGCGGCCAGAUCACAGUAUCAUCUCAUGCAACUCCACAAUCGGAAUUGCUAACCAAGCUGAUUUAUGGGAAACGAUCCGAUCUCCCCAUGUGAGCAUACAUCGUUCGACAAUUGAUAGCAUUUCACACGCAAAUGUUGCGGGUGAUAGUAGCCUCGUUGAUAGGGUGACAGCCUCAUUAGAGAACGGUACCUGUCUUGAAGACAUCGAUCUUGUUGUACAUGCAACAGGGUACAAACCUGUCGUUCCUAUCGAUUUUGAACCAGAAAACCUGCGCAUGCGUCUUGGGUUCCCAGAUCUGCUAGAUCCAGGGCAUGGCAAAGAGGACCAGCCGCGCACAAUGAUCACGCCGAAUCACUUGGAACCUGAACGACGAAUUCAACACUGGAAAGCGAUGGAUCUGAGAUCAGAAAAAAAGAUCCAAAAAAUUCUGAAAGCCACCGGCUGCGUCCCUGGUAGGUGUCACGAUCAAUCUUCGACCUCGAAGACAGAAGUACUGCCAUAUCGUCUUUUCCGUCGAAUGGUGGCACCCGAGCUGGUGGCAGAGGGUGAUCGAUCAUUUGCUGUUCUCGGCGUGGUCCUCACGUCAACAAUUGCAAUUGUCGCCGAAAUUCAAGCCCUGUGGAUUGCUGCUUUCCUGACCGAGAAACUGGAGACCAUGGACCAAUCUAUCUCCGAGGAUGUCGUGCUCGGGAGGGUCACGGGAAGUGAGAUGCAAGUAGAUGCCAUUCAGUAUAACGAUAUAUUAAUGCGUGAUUUGGGGCUGAAUCCGCAUCGACUGGGUGGUGGUUUCUGGAGGGAGCUGACGGGAGUGUAUGAGCCAUCAGCCUAUGCAGGGAUUGUGGAGGAAUGGAGAAAAGUUCAGCAGAAAAACUAG
Penicillium argentinense is the source of this 2064-nucleotide messenger RNA. RefSeq lists its product as uncharacterized. The record is from RefSeq and is a predicted model, not a curated record. The transcript is spliced from 5 exons. The coding region runs from base 1 to 2064 and encodes 687 amino acids. Lineage: Eukaryota; Fungi; Ascomycota; Eurotiomycetes; Eurotiales; Aspergillaceae.